AUGAAUACUCAAGUCCAUCUCAACCCGACAGAGCUCUCGAUCAUAUCGAUUCCUCGAGACCGGUACUGGAUUUUCACCAGCUCUAUUCUACAACUACUCUACAACGAGGUGGUGAAGUACUUGCCCAAUUACAACGUGGACGACUACUCUGAUUCAGAAGAGGAAUAUGACGAAGACAAUGACGAAAACUCAAAUUCACACCACCAAGACGAAAACCCUGGUUCUGGUGGUGGAGGGCAUCGGAGAUCUGUAGACAACUCAAGCAAGAUGAAAUCCAAUAACUCUUCAGACAGCCUCAACAGAAACUACGAGUCGGACCAGGACAGCUUGUCUGAGUUCGAUAACUAUUUUUUCCACAUUGCUUUAACUCCACUCGAAUGCACUGUGAUCGUCUCAACACUGCUUUUGACAACGUUAUUCAAAGACCCUAUAGAGAUAUGUCGCAGGUUGGACUUGAAAGAAGUUCAGGUAAUCUCAGAAAGCUUCUUAAGCUUACAAGUAGAUAGUGAUGGCAGUUUUGACAACAGCUUGCGUAUACUCGAAUUGACCAAGCCAUUGUCCGAAAACAACAUCUCGUUAUUCUUCCUCUCUAGUCACUUUAGCGACAUUGUUCUUUUCCCGGCCUCGCUCAAAGAAAAGGUCAUCAGCAUUCUCACUAAGAAAAACUUUGAGUUCUCCGACAUCUCCAACAGCUACAUUAUGUCAAAUACCGAAAGCAAUGAAGAUCAUGACAUGCACUCUGAUGAAGACAUAGCGUCCAAAAUACUCGAGGAAAAGACAUUCAAGCUUUUCAGUGAUGCCAAUAUCAAACCAGCAAUAAACACAAAUGAAAAGUUGCUAUUGACUGGCGCCAGAGCCGGUGAAGUGCAUGAUACUAUUCUAAACUGUGCUACGGUAUUAGCUAGACCAGAGAUCAUACCUCCUUACUUUGCCAUAACUAGAACUUCUAUCAACGAAGUGUCUUUGAUCUUGCCCAAGUCGUCUAAAAAACGUGCCCAUUUAGGUUUCGACUCAAAGAGUAUCAUUGGUUCGACUCAAGAUAUUAUCAUCCCCAUCUCCAUCGACUUCUCCAACUUGCCCUUGGAUUCAACUGGUAUUGUUGCUGGCGUAGCCAGUAAAUUGAUAAACGGUAUAAAGAAGUAUAACAACACUUUGUUCGAAAUGAACUACUUCUCAAUGGCGCGGUCUGGAAUCAUCAUGAUUCCUCAAGAGAAUGUCGAAACAGUGUCUGAUAUUCUCAAUAACAUC
Scheffersomyces stipitis CBS 6054 is the source of this 1248-nucleotide messenger RNA. RefSeq lists its product as uncharacterized. Gene Ontology annotation, biological process: regulation of intracellular signal transduction; cellular response to L-arginine. Lineage: Eukaryota; Fungi; Ascomycota; Pichiomycetes; Serinales; Debaryomycetaceae. The transcript is spliced from 2 exons. The annotation marks the transcript as partial. The record is from RefSeq and is a predicted model, not a curated record. Gene Ontology annotation, cellular component: cytosol.